This is a messenger RNA of Coregonus sp. 'balchen', 9553 nucleotides long. The record is from the annotation of a GenBank genome assembly. NCBI's taxonomy places the organism in Eukaryota, Metazoa, Chordata, Actinopteri, Salmoniformes, Salmonidae.
AUGACAACAGAUACACGGUGGAGCUCCCUGCAUUAUGGUAAGUGCUCCACAGAGCACAGAGGCAGCUGAGUGAUGGAAGUGCACCCUGUAGUGUAGGGGACUGUAGGGCCAGCCAUAUCUGAUAUAUUUGCUGUCUCAAAAAAAGAAACGUCAGUAGUUUAAAAAAAUGUGAAAGCAUUAAAGCCUAACCACUCCUUUUGUCCCUGUGCCACAGGUAAUAAAUCCCAGGACAGCAGCAUCGUAGAGAUGGAGGAGCUUCCUGUCCCUCAGAACAUCAAAAUCAGCAACAUCACAUGUGACUCUUUCAAGAUUUGCUGGGACAUGGAGCCCCGUGUCAAGGAGCGCAUCACUCACUACUUCAUUGACCUCAAUAAGAAAGAGAACAAGAACUCCAACAAGUUCAAACACAAGGUAACCUAUCACACACACAACAACAACAACUAGGCUAUUUCAAAGGAAUAGCUCACAGAUAUUUCCUAAUUCUAUAAUACAAUCAAUCAAUCACAUUUAUUAUAUAAAGACCUUUUCACAUCAGCAUUUGUCACAAAGUGCUUUAGAUACACAGCCUAAAACACCAAAAAGCGAGCAAUGCAGAGGCAGAAGCACAGUGGCUAGGAAAAACUAGAGCGGGAAGUUGUCUAUAAAAUUAUUUCUACAUAAUGAGGCAAGUCAUUUAGUUAGAGCUAGAACACCAACCAGUAUUUACCCACAUCGUAACCUUUCUACUCCAAACAAGAAGUGUAUCAGGUGUAAGCUUUUACCAGUGCUCAGAACUGACACUCCCACACACUCUCUAACGCCAGGUAACCUUGUGUACUCUACUAGCAGACUUAGCUCUGAGCAGUAACGAUAUCACAUAAUGCUAGCAGAGACUAAUUGCACAAGAUGGCUGCUGUUUCAGCCGUUAAUCUAAUGGAGCUAAUGUAAGAUCUUACAGACCCAUUUCAUCAGUCUCCCAGCUCACAUUCACAUUCUGGGUGUAGUGACCAUGAAAGCCCCCCCCACAAAGGAAGUGUUUUUCUUCUCAUUCUCUGUGUGAAUAUAGACCGCAUGCAGUUAUUUUCAUUACAGCACGCAGGGACGAUGUUGUGCAUUAAUGUACUACUGUUGUCGCUACACAGGGGCUGGUGUAAUACUGCAGGGUGUGCGGGCCCAAUCAAUGUCCUGCUAAAGCAUAGAUGGAGGAGAUAGGAAGUAUAGUACUAGGCUCCAUAGUAUAAAGUGAAUACAUUUUGAGGACAUGGGGAUAAGGGAAUGCUACAGUCUAUACAGUGCCUUCAGAAAGUAUUCAGACCUCUUGACUUUUUCCCCAUUUUGUUACAUUACAGCCUUAUUCUAAAAUUGAUUAAAUGGCUUUUUCCCCUCAUAAAUCUACACACAAUACCCCCAUAAUGACAAAGGUUUUUUGCAAAUGUAUAAAAAAAAUAAAACUGAAAUAUCAUAUUUACAUAAGUAUUCAGACCCUUUACUCAGUACUUUGUUGAAGCACCUUUGGCAGCGAAUACCCAAGAAGACUCGAUGCUGUAAGACGCUACAAGCUUGGCACACCUGUAUUUGGGGAGUUUCUCCCAUUCCUCUUUGCAGAUCCUCUCAAGCUCUGUCAGGUUGGAUGGGGAGCGUUGCUGCACAGCUAUUAUCAGGUCUCUCCAGAGAUGUUCGAUCGGGUUCAAGUCUGGGCUCUGGCUGGGCCACUCAAGGACAUUCAGAGACUUGUCCCAAAGCCACUCCUGCGUUGUCUUGGCUGUGUGCUUAGGGUCGUUGUCCUGCUGGAAGGUGAACCUUUGCCCCAGUCUGAGUUCCUGAGCGCUCUGGAGCAGGUUUUCAUCAAGGAUCUCUCUGUACUAUACUCCGUUCAUCUUUGCCUCGAUCCUGACUAGUCUCCCAGUCCCUGCCGCUGAAAAACAUCCCCACAGCAUGAUGCUGCCACCACCAUGCUUCACCGUAGGGAUGGUGCCAGGUUUCCUCCAGACGUGACGCUUGGCAUUCAGGCCAAAGAGUUCAAUCUUGGUUUCAUCAGACCAGAGAAUCUUGUUUCUCAUGGUCUCAGAGGCUUUAGGUGCCUUUUGGCAAACUCCAAGCGGGCUGUCAUGUGCUUUUACUGAGGAGUGGCUUCCGUCUGGCCACUCUACCAUAAAGGCCUGAUUGGUGGAAUGCUGCAGAGAUGGUUGUCCUUCUGGAAGGUUCUUCCAUCUCCACAGAGGAACUCUAGAGCUCUGUCAGAGUGACCACCAGGUUCUUGGUCACCUCCCUGACCAAGGCCCUUCUCUCCCGAUUGCUCAGUUUGGCCGGGCCGCCAGCUCUAGGAAGAGUCUUGGUGGUUCCAAACAUCUUCCAUUUAAGAAUGAUGGAGGCCACUGUAUUCUUGGGGACCUUCAAUGCUGCAGACAUGUUUUGGUACCCUUCCCGAGAUCUGUGCCUCGACACAAUCCUGUCCCUGAGCUCUACGGACAUUCCUUCGACCUCAUGGCUUGGUUUUUGCUCUGACAUGCACUGUCACCUGUGGGACCUUAUAUAGACAGGUGUUUGCCUUUCCAAAUCAUGUCCAAUCAAUUGAAUUUACCACAGGUGGACUCCAAUCAAGGUGUAGAAACACCUCAAGGAUGAUCAGUGGAAACAGGAUGCACCUGAGCUCAAUUUCGAGUCUCAUAGCAAAUGCGCUGAAUAUUUCUGUAAAUAAGGUAUUUCAGUUUUUUCUUUUUAAUAAAUUGGCCAAAGUUUCUACAAAGCUGUUUUUGCUUCGUCAUUAUGGGGUAUUGUGUGUAGAUUGCUGAGUUUUUUGUUCUAUUUAAUCCAUUUUAAAAAUAAGGCUGUAGCGUAACAAAAUGUGGAAAAUAUCAAGGGGUCUGAAUACUUUCCGAAGGCACUGUGUCGUUUGUGCAGCUUAACACUGAGAAGUGUGUUUAUGCUGAGUUUCUGUUUUGGUUGCAUUAAUAUAUAUCAAUAAUAAGUAGGCCCCUACUGCCUUUGGUGUCAGUUGUGUAAGAAACAGAAGGUAGUAGACAUGACAAAUGACAUUGGAAUGGUGACGUUACGUGAAAGCGCUGAUGUCACUUAAUUAACCUACAGUGAGGGAAAAAAGUAUUUGAUCCCCUGCUGAUUUUGUACGUUUGCCCACUGACAAAGAAAUGAUCAGUCUAUAAUUUUAAUGGUAGGUUUAUUUGAACAGUGAGAGACAGAAUUACAACAAAAAAAUCCAGAAAAACGCAUGUCAAAAAUGUUAUAAAUUGAUUUGCAUUUUAAUGAGGGAAAUAAGUAUUUGACCCCCUCUCAAUCAGAAAGAUUUCUGGCUCCCAGGUGUCUUUUAUACAGGUAAUGAGCUGAGAUUAGGAGCACACUCUUAAAGGGAGUGCUCCUAAUCUCAGUUUGUUACCUGUAUAAAAGACCUGUCCACAAAAGCAAUCAAUCAAUCAGAUUCCAAACUCUCCACCAUGGCCAAGACCAAAGAGCUCUCCAAGGAUGUCAGGGACAAGAUUGGAAUGGGCUACAAGACCAUCGCCAAGCAGCUUGGUGAGAAGGUGACAACAGUUGGUGCGAUUAUUCGCAAAUGGAAGAAACACAAAAGAACUGUCAAUCUCCCUCUGCCUGGGGCUCCAUGCAAGAUCUCACCUCGUGGAGUUGCAAUGAUCAUGAGAACGGUGAGGAAUCAGCCCAGAACUACACAGGAGGACCUUGUCAAUGAUCUCAAGGCAGCUGGGACCAUAGUCACCAAGAAAACAAUUGGUAACACACUACGCCGUGAAGGACUGAAAUCCUGCAGCGCCCGCAAGGUCCCCUGCUCAAGAAAGCACAUAUACAGGCCCUUCUGAAGUUUGCCAAUUAACAUCUGAAUGAUUCAGAGGAGAACUGGGUGAAAGUGUUGUGGUCAGAUGAGACCAAAAUCGAGCUCUUUGGCAUCAACUCAACUCGCCGUGUUUGGAGGAGGAGGAAUGCUGCCUAUGACCCCAAGAACACCAUCCCCACCGUCAAACAUGGAGGUGGAAACAUUAUGCUUUGGGGGUGUUUUUCUGCUAUGGGGACAGGACAACUUCAAAUCAAAUCAAAUUUUAUUUGCCACUUGCGCCGAAUACAACAGGUGUAGACAUUACAGUGAAAUGCUUACUUACAACCCUUAACCAACAAUGCAUUUUUUUUUUUAUAAAAAAGUUAAAUAAAACAACAUCAAAAAAGUGUUGAGAAAAAAAGAGCAGAAGUAAAAUAAAAUAACAGUAGGGAGGCUAUAUAUACAGGGGGGUACCGGUGCAGAGUCAAUGUGCGGGGGCACCGGCUAGUUGAGGUAGUUGAGGUAAUAUGUACAUGUGGGUAGAGUUAAAGUAAAAGUAAAAUGUGGGUAGAGUUAAAGUAAAAAGAUGGGGUGGGGGUGGGGGUGGGGGGGGCAGUGCAAAUAGUCUGGGUAGCCAUGAUUAGCUGUUCAGGAGUCUUAUGGCUUGGGAGUAGAAGCUGUUGAGAAGUCUUUUGGACCUAGACUUGGCACUCCGGUACCGCUUGCCGUGUGGUAGCAGAGAGAACAGUCUAUGACUAGGGUGGCUGGAGUCUUUGACAAUUUUUAGGGCCUUCCUCUGACACCGCCUGUUAUAGAGGUCAUAGAUGGCAGGAGGUUCUCACCGCAUCAAAGGGACGAUGGACGGGGCCAUGUACUGUCAAAUCUUGGGUGAGAACCUCCUUCCCUCAGCCAGGGCAUUGAAAAUGGGUCGUGGAUGGGUAUUCCAUCCCUCCUGAGAUGUGUGCAAACCUGGUGGCCAACUACAAGAAACGUCUGACCUCUGUGAUUGCCAACAAGGGUUUUGCCACCAAGUACUAAGUCAUGUUUUGCAGAGGGGUCAAAUACUUAUUUCCCUCAUUAAAAUGCAAAUCAAUUUAUAACAUUUUUGACAUGCGUUUUUCUGGAUUUUGUUGUUGUUAUUCUGUCUCUCACUGUUCAAAUAAACCUACCAUUAAAAUUAUAGACUGAUCAUGUCUUUGUCAGUGGGCAAAUGUACAAAAUCAUAUAUAUGUAUAUAUUUAUUUUACUAGGCAAGUCAGUUCUUAUUUACAAUGAUGGCCAAACCCAGCUGGUCCAAUUGUGCACCGCACAAUCACGGCCGGAUCAUGAUACAGCCUGGAAUUGAACCAGGGUCUGUAGUGAUGCUUCUAACACUGAGAUGCAGUGCCUUAGACCACUGUGCCACUCGGGAGCCUGGGAUUGAACCCGCCACAUAUGAUAUGUUGCUUGUGCAGCUGAACAGUGAAUAAUGUGUUUAUGCAGAGUUUUUGUUUUGUUUGUAGAGAUGUAAGCUUUGUGUACGUUACACACUCUCUGUCUGUGUCCCUGUCCAGGAUGUUCCCACUAAGCUGGUGGCGAAGGCAGUUCCUCUGCCGAUGACAGUGAGGGGUCACUGGUUCCUCAGCCCGCGUACAGAGUACACUGUGGCCGUCCAGACAGCUUCCAAACAGACUGACGGAGACUACGCUGUGUCAGAGUGGAGCGAGAUCAUAGAGUUCACCACCGCCGGUGAGGCGAGGGGCAGGGAAACAAAGCUUUUUGAAAUUUAGAUUUUUUUAGGCAUAUCCCUAAAACCUUCUGCCUUUAUUUGAUGGACAUGCUAUAUUCUCUCUUAUAUUUGUCUAAUGGCUAAUCCGAACCCCUGUUUCCAGAUUAUUCCACGGUGCAUCUAACCCAACUGCUGGAGAAGGCUGAGGUCAUUGCAGGGAGGAUGCUGCGCUUCUCUGUGUUCUACAGGAACCAGAACAAAGAGUACUUUGACCAGGCCAGGUACGUAUGUCUGCACAACAACCAGCAAAUGUAUUCUGAUGUUAUGAUACUGCAUUUUAAAAGUUUAAAGCGGAAUCACGUAAUAUGGAGAAGAAAAAAAAUAGGGCUGCACAUGACCCUUUACUGAUACCGCCUUCCCUUUCAACUGAAAUUGUGAGAUUCUUUCCUCACAGCUCAAGGGAAAGGGUCCAGAUGUUAUAGUUUGAAGCAUUUUUUAAUAUGCUCAGAUCUGCAUGUGUAGGGGCCUCCCGAGUGGUGCAGCGGUCUAAAGCACUGCUUGAGGCGUCACUACAGACCCGGGUUCGAUCCCAGGCUGUGUCACAGCAGGCUGUGACCGGGAGACCCAUGAGGCGGCGCAGAAUUGGCCCAGUGUUGUCCGGGUUAGGGGAGGGUUUGGCCUGCCGGGAUUUCCUUGUCCCAUUGCACUCUAGUGACUCCUUGUGGCGGGCCGGGCACCUGCAAGCUGACACAUUGCUGCGGCUCGCUUCUGGGUUAAGCAAGCAGUGCAGCUUGGCAGGGUUGUGUUUUGGAGGACGCAUGGCUCUCUCCCGAGUCCGUAGGGGAGUUGCAGCGAUGGGACAACGCUGUAACUACCAAUUGGGGAGGAAAAAGGGGUAAAAGUACAACAACAAAAAAGAUCUGCAUGUGUAGGGCUAGUUCUGUAUUUGGGGACCGUGGAUCAAUCACCUCCCCUCCAAAAAUACAUAGUACAAUCGAGAUUUGAUUGUGAAUCAGCAGUUUUUUUUUACUGUUAUGUCAGUCACUGACAGUCACUCAAUAAGCCCAUGUCAGCAAAUACGUUUUUGAUUGGUAAGUUAGUUUAGCCACAUAUCUAAACUUGUAGUAAUCAUGUUCGAAUUCCCGGCCAGGGGACCCCAUUGAUUUUGUUAGUUACUGUCACUCAGAUAUCAUAUUAAAAACUGCAAAAUGAAUAGAACUGCAUUAAAUUAGUUAUAAAGUUGCAAAAUCUUCACUUCUCCCCAUGGAAAAAUUUGUAGAAUUGCAGCAAAAUUGCUUUAAAAUUGCUAAAUGUUCUCUACGCCCCAUGGCAAAAUGUGUUGAAUUGCAGGAAAUUAACCCUAAAACAUUUUUUUCUCUCAUCUGUCAAUAAUUACAGCAGGUAGGUUUGAAAUUAUUUGGGUAGGUUUGAAAUUAUUUGGAAGAGGGGGGCCGCUAAAAUGUUUUGCUUGCAAGGCCCCCAAAAGGGCCCCCAAACGGCUAAGGCCGGCUCUGACUGCAUGUGUGGGUAUGAAUGUGGGUACGCAGACCCGGGAGCCACUGCGGCCCCUCGUGAUGAGUUCAGAUUUUUGUGGUCCCCAUCAAAGUUGCCCGUCCCUGGUCUAAGCUCAACAGAAGGGUAUUAUUGCAAAAAAGAGUGUUGACAGAAGUCGUAUUAGUUCUCCAAAUCCAUUCAUAAACUCUGCUACAUUGCAUUAUACAAAAAGUAAAGUAUCCGGGUUAGCAGAUUAUAGUUCAUUAAAACAGCAGUUCUGGAAAUCUGUUUACUUGUAGGAUUUGCUUCAUUCUGAACUAGAAGAGUAACAUGGUCACGAAACUUCUGAAUUACUAUUUUGCACAAGGUAAGUAUAAAAGUAAAAAAAAAUAAAAAUCAAUUUGCGCAUAUGCUGGAACAAAUUACCUUCCCAAUGACCGCAUGCGUUGGACCUGUAUUAAUUUUUCCAAAUAAUUUCAAACCUACCCGCUGUAAUUGCUGGAAUAAAUGAAGAAGAAGCAUUGUGCUCGGAGAAGCAAAGUAUAUUCUGAUGAAAGAGGAAGCGGAGUGUGUAGCAAACACCUGGCAGACUGACAGGAAAGCAAGAUAGAGAGAGAGAGAGAGAAACAGAGUGAGCGAGACAGAGAGGAGAUGAGUCUGUUGUAUUUGCUGAUGUGUCUUAAGGGAUUAUGUAUUUUUUGGGAGGGGUAAGACAUCUUCUGCUCUCUAGUUUUAUCUUCUCUUGUUUUCAUUUCUCUGUGGCGUAGCAUGGUUAAGGACCAUAAAAUGAGGCCUUUGCUAUGAUGACCCAGGUGGGACCUGAAUAAUUAGAUCAUUACCAUGACAGAGACAAUUAUGGUUAUAAUGAUAGCCUUUAAAGUGUUACCAAUGUAAUUACGCCAAUAAUUGAAGACUUUGGAGCUCGGAUCUGCGUCAUAGGAGAUCUGACAGCCAAUUUAUACGUACCUCAGAAGCACUGUGCUUUUUUCAAAGUUUCUACUAUUCAUUUGUUGGCAUCCAGAGCUCUUUCCGAAUACAAUCUGUCUAGGGCAAAGGAAGGUGUCUGUUUACCAGGCAGAAAACGGAGGAGAAAUUUGCAUUAACUAGUGGCUGGAUUCAAUCCGUAUCACGGAUGUAUCGCAGAAGAUCUGUGUUAAAAUGUUAAGAUAAUUUCCGAUUGAGCUGACAUAUGCAGUGUUUACUGUGAAUGCAGUCUCCGCAAACGCAGGAACAUUGCCUUUCAAUUUAAAUUGAGCUAUAACGCAGAUCUUCCACGAUACUUCUGUGAUAAGAAUUGAAUCCAGCCCUAGAUUAAAUUGAUUAGGGGCUCGAUUCAAUCCGUUAUGCUGAAGAUCUGAGCUACAGCGAGACAUACAUUUAAAGAAGACAGCAUGCGGUAAACGCUGCAUAUGUCAGCUUAAUCAGAAAUUACCUUAUAAUUUCAAUCGCGCUAUAACGCUGAACUUCCACGAUAUGGAUCGAAUCAAGCCCUAGAUCCGUCUUUUUACUAAUGGUUUCCGAAAUGUAGCCUUUCUGAUAACUUGUUUGCAUUGUCAAGAGACGCAUUGACAAGCUUUUGAUAGGAUCCAAUUACUACCCUAAUCCCUGGUUGUACUGAUGAUGCAUUGUAACAACCUAUAGUAUAGUGAAUACUCAGACAGUUGUCCAUGUUUCCUCUCCAGGGAGGUGCAUGGGAACCACAUGCUGCCAGCAGUGAAGGACAACAGUGGAAGCCACGGCUCACCUAUCAGCGGAAAGCUGGAGGGCCUCUACUUCAGCUGCAACACAGAGUUCAACACAGGCAAGCCCCCCCAGGAUUCCCCCUACGGCCGCACACGCUUCGAGAUCCAGGCUGAGACCCUGUUCAACCCCAAGACUAAUCUCUACUUCGGGGACUUCUACUGCAUGUACACAGCCUACCACUACGUCAUACUGGUGCUGGCCCCACAGGGCUCGCCCGGCGAUGACUUCUGUAAGGCAAGGCUGCAAGCGCUCGAUAUCACCAACAACCACUUCCUGACGUGCACGGUGGAUGAGGAGGCAGGCGACGGGGCGCUGGUGUUCCGGCACUCCCAGGAUGUGAUCCUGGAGGUGAUCUACACGGAGCCCGUGGACCUGGCGCUGGGCACGGUGGCAGAGAUCAGCGGGCACCAGCUCAUGAGCCUUUCUACUGUCAACGCCAAGAAGGACCCCAGCUGCAAGACCUGCAACAUCAGCGUGGGACGCUAGUGGGAGACUGGACUGGACCUGUGCUACACACAAAUGCAACCCCAACCUUUACACACCUCUAUAUCCACAAAUAACCACCCUCCCAAAAGAAGAACAGUGCAAAAGACGGACCCAGACUGUGAAAGAAAUGUAACAACAGGGUGCGGUGCUAGAAUUCAUAAACCAUUAGCAUACACACACACACACACACACACACACACAUAAGCAAAACACAUAAUUCAUAACCCUUUACAUCCUCAAAGGACCACCCUCCCAAAAGUGUGGAAUUCUAUUCAAUCCUCCCGCCAACCCCAUUAGAAGAGAAACAAUGCAAAAGAGGGAGCCCCAACUGAAAGAUAUACAGCUUAAGUGUGGGACCCUAA